Clupea harengus (Atlantic herring) is the source of this 3314-nucleotide messenger RNA. Its product is annotated as deleted in malignant brain tumors 1 protein-like. The record is from RefSeq and is a predicted model, not a curated record. NCBI's taxonomy places the organism in Eukaryota, Metazoa, Chordata, Actinopteri, Clupeiformes, Clupeidae. The coding region runs from base 188 to 2797 and encodes 869 amino acids. Gene Ontology annotation, cellular component: membrane. The transcript is spliced from 23 exons.
CUGUCAACGCUAUGGAAACUGCUGUCAUGACUACAACGAUUACUGCUACGCGAACACAGCGGAUAUCCGACUAGUUGGGGGCAACAGCUCCUGCUCUGGGAGAGUGGAGAUAAAGGUCCGUGGCACCUGGGGCACUGUGUGCGAUGACAGAUGGAACAUACCUAAUGCUGAAGUGGUUUGCAGACAGAUGGGCUGUGGAUCAGCCCUGAGUGCUCCUUCCAGUGCUCAUUUUGGACAGGGCAGUGGACCAAUCUGGCUGGAUGAUGUCAGGUGCACUGGCCAUGAGUCGUCUCUCUCAGAGUGCUACCAUAGAGGCCAUGGCAUCCAUGACUGUGGCCACAGUGAAGAUGCUGGGGUAGUCUGUCAAGCCGACCAUACCUCCUGUAGGCACAACUGUGGCUAUAACGUUGGCAGCUGCUCCUGCACAAGUUCCUGUCAACGCUAUGGAAACUGCUGUCAUGACUACUACGAUUACUGCUACAGUACAUCAACAGCAGAACCAACUACAACAACCGGCUAUGACUCCUGUAGGUACAACUGUGGCUACAACGUUGGCAGCUGCUCCUGCACAAGCUCCUGUCAUUAUUAUGGAAACUGCUGUCAUGACUACAACGACUACUGCAGCACAACAACAAGUCCUGACAUCAGCGAGACAACAACCGGCCAUACCUCCUGUAGGUACAACUGUGGCUACAACUUUGGUAGCUGCUCCUGCACAAGUUCCUGUCAACGCUAUGGAAACUGCUGUCAUGACUACAACGACUACUGCAGCACAACAACAAGUCCUGACAUCAGCGAGACAACAACCGGCCAUACCUCCUGUAGGUACAACUGUGGCUACAACUUUGGUAGCUGCUCCUGCACAAGUUCCUGUCAACGCUAUGGAAACUGCUGUCAUGACUACAACGACUACUGCAGCACAACAACAAGUCCUGACAUCAGCGAGACAACAACCGACCAUACCUCCUGCAGGUACAACUGUGGCUACAACCUUGGCAGCUGCUCCUGCUCAAGUUCAUGUCGGUACAAUGGAAACUGCUGUCAUGACUACUACGAUUACUGCUACAGUACAACAACAGCAGAACCAGCUACAACAACUAACAUAACGGAUAUACGACUAGUUGGGGGCAACAGCGCCUGUUCUGGGAGAGUGGAGGUAAAGGUCCGUGGCACCUGGGGCACUGUGUGCGAUGACAUCUGGAACAUACCUAAUGCUGAAGUGGUUUGCAGACAGAUUGGCUGUGGACCAGCCCUGAGCGCUCCAGUGAUGGCUCAUUUUGGACAGGGCAGUGGACCGAUCUGGCUGGAUGAUGUCAGCUGCACUGGCAAUGAGUCGUCUCUCUCUCAGUGCAGACAUAAUGGCUAUGGCAACCAUAACUGUAACCACCAUGAAGAUGCUGGGGUAGUCUGUCAAGCCGACCAUACCUCCUGUAGGCACAACUGUGGCUACAACUUUGGCAGCUGCUCCUGCACAAGUUCCUGUCAACGCUAUGGAAACUGCUGUCAUGACUACAACGAUUACUGCUACAGUACAACAACAGCAGAACCAGCUACAACAAAUGUUAAUCCACAAUGUGGAGGGUACCUUAGUGGUUCUGGAUCUUUCUCCAGCCCCUACUAUCCAAACUACUAUCAUGACAAUGCCCACUGUGUGUGGAGGCUGUCCGCUCCCUCUGGGCAGAGGAUCUUCCUAUCAUUUUCAGACCUGGAGCUGGAGAGCUGCUGUAACUGUGACUACAUCACCGUGUAUGACGGCCCCUCUGUAGGCUACAAUCAGCUGGGUCAGCUCUGCCACCACAACUCCUCUCUGGAUACCUUCCACUCCUCCUCCAAUCACAUGACCGUGCUCUUCAAAAGCGACAGUUCAGUAGGGAGGCGUGGCUUCCGGGCAGAAUUCAUUAGCUCCCUGCCAACUGAUAAAGGCAGCGUGCAGUGUUCCUCAGACAACAUGAACAUUGUCAUUUCAAGAUCUUUCCUGAGCUCUCAGGGAUACAGUGGUCAUGAUCUUUAUAUCAAUGAUGAGCGCUGUCGGCCAACUAUCAACAGUUACCAGGUGGUGUUUAACUUCCCUCCCAACGCCUGUGGAACUGUGAGAGAGUUUGAAAGAGGUCGGGUAAUUUAUCAGAAUGCCGUGCGGGGAUAUAGAAACUGCUCUGGGGAGUUCACACGUCAGUCGGAGUUCAAGUUGUCUGUUGCCUGCCACAUGGAAGAAGACUCUGUUUCACAGAUAAUGUAUGUUGCAUCAGAGACAUCUGACUUUAACAUCACUGGAACUGGGCGUUUCAACACCACCAUGGCCUUCUUCACCUCCGGAAGUUUCUACCAGCAAAUCUAUGAGAGUCCCUACUAUGUCUCUCUUAAUGAGUACAUGUAUGUUCAAGUAAGCCUAAGGAGAGAUGACAGCAGCCUCGUCCUCUUCCUGGACACAUGUGUGGCCUCACCAAACCCACAUGACUAUGCUGACUACCGCGCCUAUUAUCUACUGGUCAAUGGGUGUCCAAGAGACGACACGUUCUCCACCCACGUGAGCGGUUCUCGGAGUUACGCACGGUUCAGCUUCCAGGCUUUUAAGUUCCUGCGGGCACACCCCUCUGUGUACUUGCAGUGCAAGGUCCUAAUCUGUCCCGCCAACGACUACAACUCCCGCUGUCGCCAGGGUUGCCGCACCCGCAAGACUCGAAGCCUGGGCUCUCAGCACCAGAUGGCCAUCAUGGUGCUGGGGCCUAUCACGCUGAAAGAUGUGGAGAAGUCUGCAGUGGAGAGGCUUGAGGACAAAGUGGCUAAGGUCGAUGCCUGAAGACACCACUAGUGUUCUCAUCAGUCCAGAAUAAUCACUAAUUCAAUCUAUCAUCAUUUCCUGCCUACAAAUCAUGUCUGUCAUGAUGGCACUCUGAUGCCUUUCUGAACAUGUCUUUCUUUCUUUCUUUUGUAUAACUUUGUGCCUCAACAAAAUUAUUAAGGCAUUCCAAAAGACAACAAGCAGAGUUGGGCAUGAUUUUUUGAGUGCUGUUCAUCCAGCUGGGCAUUAAUCAUGGAAACACUGUAUUUCGUAAUAGUUUGAUCAGUCUUCGUCAAUCUCACGCCAAUAAGCCUUGAAAGUUUGUAACCUUGAAAACCUAACUCAGCUAGCUUGUAGUAAAUUACACUGUCCAAUGUAGUAUAUUAAGCAUGUCACCAACAACAUGUUAUUAGAUUACACAUACUCCACAUUCAAACGCUUGGAAAGCAAUGCAUAUGGGCUGAAAAAAUGUAUCAUUCUUUGGUUAUGCAGUGUUCAUCUCCAAUGUCACAAUAAAUACAACUAUGCACAGUCA